UUCGCCAUUUUUUACCACACACACUGUAGAGAGAGAGUGGAAAAAAAAUGGCAGACACAGAGCACAUCACCUGCAAAAACCUCCCUCACCUUCUCUCCUCCUUCAUCGACACCUUCGUUGACUUCACCGUCAGCGGCCUCUUCUUACCCCCAAACCCUAACCCUAAUCCCUCAUUGCAGACCACAUACCCGUCGCCGGACCGCCUCAUCGCCAUCGGCGAUCUCCACGGCGACCUCCAAAAAUCCAAACAAGCCCUCCGCCUCGCCCGCCUCAUCGACCCCUCCGACCGCUGGAUUGGCGGCUCCGCCACCCUCGUCCAGGUCGGCGACGUCCUCGAUCGCGGCGGCGACGAAAUCAAGAUCCUCUAUUUUCUCGAGAAACUCAAGCGACAGGCCGCGGAAGUCGGUGGGAAAAUCGUCACCAUGAAUGGGAAUCACGAAAUCAUGAACAUCGACGGCGAUUUCAGGUUUGUUACUAAGUCCGCUCUCGAUGAAUUUAGGGUUUGGGCUGAUUGGUACUGUGUUGGUAAUUCAAUGAAGAGUCUUUGUGAUGGGUUGGAAAAACCCAAGGAUUUGUAUCGUGGGUUGCCUUUGGUUUUCCCUAAUUUGAAACAAGAAAUUAGUGAUGGAGUUAGGGCUAGGUUUGCUGCGUUGAGACCUGAAGGUCCGAUUUCGAGUCGAUUUCUAGCAAAUAAUUUGACUAUUGUUGUUGUUGGUGAUUCUGUGUUUGUUCACGGAGGGCUUUUACCAAGCCAUGUUGAUUAUGGGUUGGAUCGAAUUAACGAAGAGGUUAGGGAUUGGAUUAGUGGAUUGAAAGAGAGUGUUUCAAAGAAUUUGAUUAGGGGGAGGAAUUCGGUUGUUUGGUUGAGGAAAUUCUCUCAGGAAUUGGCUCAACAUUGCGAUUGUUCGACUCUUGAACAUGUUCUUGCCACCAUUCCUGGUGCAAAGAGGAUGAUCAUGGGUCAUACAAUUCAAGAGAGUGGAAUCAAUGGGGUUUGUGAGAAUCGAGCUAUUCGGAUUGAUGUGGGUAUGUCGAAAGGAUGUAUUAAUGGAUUGCCGGAAGUCUUAGAGAUAAAUGGGAAUUCGGAGUUGAGGGUUUUGACAUCGAACCCUAUAUAUCAGAAAAGAUAUGAAUCUUCUGUUGUUGAAUCCAAUACUAAGGAAGGGCUUGGAUUGUUGAUACCUGAACAUGGACCAAAGCAAGUAGAAGUGAAGGCUUAAUUCGUAGCAUAGCUGUCAAUUUGAAUAAACUCAAGAAGGCCUGUUUUUAUUGGAAUCUCUUGAGAGAUUUUAUAAUUCUUCUUCGUGGGAAAUAAGUGUUAGAUUUAUCAUUGUGGGUUUAGUUUCAGAAGUGUAAUCAAGAUUGCUUGUGAUGAAUUAGUGAUUUGAGAAAUGUGAUUAGUAGGUAGAUUGUUCUGGUUCGUUUUGCUUUCUACUUUGAUCUUUCUCUGUUUUUCUAUGAUGAUUGGAUCUUUUUUUCGGGACAAAGUUUUUGAUAACAGAAGAUCCCAUAAAAAUGUUAGCUUAUAAUAGAUUAUGGUCAAUAAUUACUUCAUGUCAA
Messenger RNA from Camellia sinensis, 1560 nucleotides. It is a transcript of the gene SLP2, whose product is annotated as Calcineurin-like metallo-phosphoesterase superfamily protein. The record is from RefSeq and is a predicted model, not a curated record. Lineage: Eukaryota; Viridiplantae; Streptophyta; Magnoliopsida; Ericales; Theaceae. Gene Ontology annotation, molecular function: hydrolase activity.